Messenger RNA from Mesorhabditis belari, 2139 nucleotides. Lineage: Eukaryota; Metazoa; Nematoda; Chromadorea; Rhabditida; Rhabditidae. The record is from the annotation of a GenBank genome assembly.
AUGUUUGCUGAAGAUGGAUUUACGAGUGAUUCAGAAGGAAUUAGACCGAGAAUCGAUGCAAUGCUUGAAAUCUUUCCCAAUCUCACCGAAGAUCAAAUCCGACCACUUGCCAAAUUGACGGAGGAUGAGCUGUACGAAAGAUUGCUGGCGAUAUCGGAAAAUGGAGAUCAAGCUGGAACAUCGACAAACAAUCGAACAAACGGAGAAACUUUGAGUCUUCCAUCAACUUCUCAACAACUACGACAACAACAACAACAACGAGCAAAUGGAAGCAAUCACGAAGAGCAACUCUUCAAGAAGGAGCAAAUUGGUGAAGCGUUGUGGGCUGAGUUGCUGAAAACAGAAAGAUGUCACGCAGAUGAUGAGAUUAAAGAGAUUCCAUCGAACGACGAGUUUGUGAAAAUGGGAUUGUUUCUCCGGGAUCGAUACCCAAAGCUUCGAAUGAGCACAAUCUAUGAAUUGCUGAAGAGACGGGACUUUUUCGAGUGUUCCCUCAUUUUGGGUCUCUGCGAUUACGGAUUGGAGGAGAGAUUGCGGAAAUAUCAGUUUUUGCCUCCAAAAUCUGUUGCUCCGAUUUUCAACGAGAAUCACGAAAGACGAGAGCUUGAAACAAAAAACGCGUAUGGGGUCGAUUUGCCGAAAUUCGCGCUGAACAUGUGGAAAUCUUAUCAAGCAAUCAUCAAGAAUACCAUUUCGAGUUACGAGCAAUCGAUGUGCUUUAACUGUUCGGCGUGUCGUGAAAGCUUUGAGACGAAAAACGCGAUCUCGUGCAAUUCUCUAGUGAAAAAUGAUGAGAAUCGAGAACCUCAUUCCUUCUGUGGUCGCUGUGUUCAAGCUCAUGCCAGCACGGCGAAUGCCUACAUUUCGGCGGUCGGUCUUGGGGUGAAAUGUCUUCGCCAAGAGUGUGAUGGAGUGAUUUUUGAAGCUCAUGUGACUCCGAUUUUGACGGAAAAGCAGCGAAACGCGUUCACCAGAAAACUGUUAACAGCCGCGCUUGAUGAGGCAAAUUUGGAGAACCUUGAAAGAUGUCAGCACUGUGAAUUCGCAGUGGUAAUUGAGAUUGCCAAAGAGGUGCAUUCCGUGUUUCGAUGCGAGAAUCCGAAGUGUGGGUACAAUUUUUGCAGACUUUGCGAAAAAGAUUACAACGAGCGCCAUGAGGGAAAGAAAUGCGAUCAAGUGAUGAAUGCGGACACGGCUCAUGUAUUCAACUUUCUCUUCUUUCAUGCGAAUGUGUCGGCUCGCCGGAAUCUGAUUUGUCGACCGGAUCCACUCGAUGAUCAAAUGCUUGGCAUAGGUGAAAUCCAACAUCUGAACGCAGCUUUGAUCGGCUAUUGCACUCGAUGCGUUUUCUCAACUUGGGCCACUUUCGAGCGCUUUCGGCAAAACAAUCACACAACGGACAAAGCUAAUCUUCUUUUAUGGUUAUCAAAUCGUUUACCCGUAAUGUGUCGUCUCCCACCUCGUUUCCGGGUAAAAUCCGUUCAAACCGAACACCAAUACGUUUUACCUCCCGUUCCCACUGAGAAAGAAGAACGAUUUCAGAAAUGCUUGGAGGAAGCUGGUGGACGAAGUUUCUUCGCUUUUCAUGGAAGUCCCGUGGAGAAUUGGUACAAAAUCCUGUCCGAAGGUCUGAUGGUCGCUAGUGGGACAGUGUAUCAACUUGUCGGAGCUGCGCAUGGAGCUGGCAUCUAUCUUGGCAAAAAUGCGAUGACCUCGCAAGGGUAUUCGCAGAAAAAUUAUCCACAUCCAAUGAUGCAAUUUAAUGUGACUCAACAGUACAAUAUGAUGAGCUCAUGCCAAGAUCAGCAACAUUUUGAGAAGAAUCGGCUUCUCGAUAAUGGCACUUUCUGUUUGGCGCUUGUUGAGGUGGUGGACAAUCAAUCGAAAUACAAAGAAAUGCCCUCGUGUUUCGUUGUGCAAGAUGCGGAUAUCAUUCAGAUUCGAGUUCUUUUCAUUCACGAUGCGGCCUCCAAUCCACUGCCCCAGCUGAACAUUUCCAAUUUUGCAGCAGGAAACCCGGACACGAUGCGAGUGAGACAAGCAAUGGACUUCUUCAUGAAUGGCGAUUAUCGAGAGAGGUUGGCGCAAGUGACCAAUCCGGAGAUCGAUCAUCGGCUUGAGCCUGGCACAAGCCAGCAA